AUGGAUGUCAAACUGCAGGACAUCGACACCAAGUCGGUCAUCUCCAUGCAAGAACUAGACCCUUCUCCCGUGGACGACUCAACCCCCGAUCUCGAGAGCCUUGAGGAUGGCGAAUACUUCCCCAAGCCAGGGGAAGACAAGCCAAAGCGCACCUGUGGAUUUCCAGCCCCGAAAUUGGGCCUCCGAACCCACCGGUGGGAUGCAUUGUUGUCGGGUAUUCAGAAAUACUCGACUUAUCCACCGACGGCUUUCUUCGGGCUGCACUUCGUUAAUACUGCGCUCUUCCCACUUGUCACCCGCUCCGUAGCCGCGAGCGAGCCCUAUCUCCUGCUCACGCGACCGGUUUACCAGGCUCCCGGUCUCGAGCACCUCGUCCUCACCAUCCCCGUCCUCGCGCACAUUAUCUCUGGAAUUGCUUUGCGUAACAUCCGUGCUUCGCGACGCGCUCGCUUAUACGGCGCGGAGACACGAGCUCAGCGAGCCUUGCUACCCUCCUGGCCUCGGUUUUCUCUUCAAGCCCGCACGGGAUAUCUCGUUGCGCCAUUGAUUGGUCUUCAUGUCUUGGUAAACCGUGCUACACCUUUGAUCGUGGAAGGCGGUAGUUCCGGUGUGGGUUUGGGCUAUGUUGCCCAUGGUAUUGCGCGCAGUCCUGUGUUUUGGAAUAUUUUCUACCUGAUGUUUGUCACCGCGAGCGUGUGGCACUUUGUGGGCGGAUGGGCCACUUGGAUGGGCUGGAGAGUGACCACGGUCAGGAAGGAGCGCAACAGCAAAGGCUCGCUGGAAGGCUACCUGGGCUAUCCGGCGAACCAGGAUCGCGUGAAGAGGCAGCGCAAGAUGUGGUGGAUGGUGAACGGAGUCGCUGCCGUGGGUGCUGCUCUUUGGCUGGCUGGUGCCCUCGGCAUCGUCGGACGCGCAGGCGAAGGUGCUGGAUGGGAAGCGCAAGGGUGGAACGAGAUGUAUAGCCAGGUGCCGGUCAUUGGCGACUGGUUAUGA
Penicillium cinerascens is the source of this 993-nucleotide messenger RNA. RefSeq lists its product as uncharacterized. The transcript is spliced from 2 exons. The coding region runs from base 1 to 993 and encodes 330 amino acids. Gene Ontology annotation, biological process: mitochondrion organization; lipid homeostasis. Gene Ontology annotation, cellular component: mitochondrial outer membrane. NCBI's taxonomy places the organism in Eukaryota, Fungi, Ascomycota, Eurotiomycetes, Eurotiales, Aspergillaceae. The record is from RefSeq and is a predicted model, not a curated record.